Molecule: messenger RNA, 1295 nt
Organism: Zeugodacus cucurbitae (melon fly)
Lineage: Eukaryota; Metazoa; Arthropoda; Insecta; Diptera; Tephritidae
Product: beta-1,3-galactosyltransferase brn
Exons: 1
Coding region: 37-1023 (328 amino acids)
Cellular component (GO): membrane
Molecular function (GO): UDP-glycosyltransferase activity; hexosyltransferase activity
Source: RefSeq, a predicted model, not a curated record
UUUGAUUUUAUUAUCACAUUCCCAUUUAUUGGUGUAAUGUUUUUGGAAAUGGGAUGGUCUUGUAGUAGAUAUGUUAAAAUUAUUGCUGUAAUUGGAACUAUUUUUACAUUGGAUUACGUUGGAAUCUUCAAACAUUAUCACGAGUUAGAUUAUGAGCGAUAUUUUGAUUACCCAUCUGGUCCACCCAGUGAAAAUAAUUAUAAAUUUAUCAAUAAUCCUUCAGGAAAGUGCAAAGUACCACCCAAGUUAAUAAUAAUUAUAAAAUCUGCUGCCGAAAAUGUUUUGCGUCGUAAUACCAUUCGCCGCACUUGGGGUUAUGAACAACGCUUCUCUGAUGUGGAAAUAAGGCGUGUGUUUUUACUUGGCAUUAGUGAAGAUAUAAAAAUCAAUACUAUUUCAAAAAACGAGUCUUUAAAAUUCAAUGAUAUUGUUCAGAUUGACUUCAUUGAUGCUUAUUUCAACAAUACCAUUAAAACAUUUAUGGGUAUGAAAUGGGCUCUUAGCCAUUGCAAUAGUGAGUUUUUCUUUUUUGUGGAUGAUGACUAUUACGUGUCAACAAAAAAUUUAUUGAAAUAUAUUUCCAAUCCUGACUUGUAUCCGAAAACUGAUCCAAAUAGUCGCAUUACAGGAAAUGAAAAAAAUGAAUUAUUUUCUGGCUUUGUAUUGCAAACACCACCUCAUAGACAUAAAUUUAGUAAAUGGUACGUGCCUCUAAGUGAAUAUCCGUUUGAUUUGUGGCCUCCGUAUAUAACUGCAGGAGCAUUUGUUUUAAAUCGAAAUGCUCUACUCAAGUUAUUUAAUGCUGGUAGCCAUUUGAAAAGAUUUAGGUUUGAUGAUAUUUUCUUAGGAAUAGCAGCUUUAAAAGCUAAUUUAACUCUUAAACACUGUGAAAUGUUUUAUUUCAACAAACCAAAAUACGAAGGACCUACAAGCUACCAGUACAUUGUUGCGUCACAUGGAUUUCAAAAUGGCAAAGAAUUGGAAACUAUUUGGAAUGAAUGCCGGUCCGCUGGUUUUGCAUGAUUAAUAUAAAAAUAGAUUAUAUAAUUAACAAAAUUCAAACUAGUAUUUUUUGUAUAUGCAGAAGGCGUAGCAAGGAAUUUUUUCCGCAUUUUAAUUUGUCAAAAUGGAAAAAAUUAUAUUUACUUGUUGUAGUCGAUGGUAAAACAUAUGCAUAUACAUAUGUAUAUAAGUGGAAAGGUAUUUGUUAUAACUUGUUUAAAUUUGUAAAUAAAAAUAUUAUGUAAUUACUAUACAACGGAUGUUAAAUAUAUCAUAUAUCGGUUAUUAAUUUA